GUUGCAUUCAUCGUUUCUGUACAGCACUGUGUGCCUUCGUCUCGACGUCUAUCCUUAACAUCCCUUUUCAUCCCACGAACGAACAAUCGCCAAUAUGGUUGCCUUUUCUCGUCUCACCUGCACUCUGGCCGUCUGCGCCCUCGGCUCCGCUUUCCAGAGCGGCGAGUCCCACGCUCCCUUCCCGACCGGUGUUAUGCCUUCGGGCUCCGGCUCUGCAUCCCCCUCGGGCUUUGGAGGUCACCACGGAGCAGGUGGCCACGGUGGACAGCACCACAGUGGAUCCGCGAUGCCAACUGGUGGCUUCUCGGGCGUCAACGCGGCUGAGUUCCCGAGUGGUUUCCCAACCGGAUUCCCUACCGGUCUCCCUAGCGGAUUCCCCACUGGACUCCCCAGCGGUUUCCACCACGGCCACAGUGGACACCCAAGUGGAGCCGCCAAGCCUACAGGCGGAUUCGGCGGCAGCCUCCCCAGCAACAUGCCCACUCCCGUCUCUGGACUCGAGAAGCGUGCUACUCCCCCGGCUCACGUCUCCGGAACCGCUCCCGCCCACCACUCGGGAAGCCGUCCCUCCGGUGGCCGUCCCUUCGGAACAGGACGUCCUUCGCACGGCCCCAGGCCCUCGGGCAUGCCUUCGGGUAUGCUUUCAGGCAGGCCUUUCGGCACCGGCGUCCCGCACUCCGCGCCCACCGGCUUCGCUACCUCGACCAUCCGCGGCGCUUAGACAAACAACAUCGUUGACUGAGAAGAAACAUAGUGGGGAUUUUGG
Dothidotthia symphoricarpi CBS 119687 is the source of this 766-nucleotide messenger RNA. RefSeq lists its product as uncharacterized. The transcript has 4 exons. The coding region runs from base 95 to 721 and encodes 208 amino acids. The record is from RefSeq and is a predicted model, not a curated record. Lineage: Eukaryota; Fungi; Ascomycota; Dothideomycetes; Pleosporales; Dothidotthiaceae.